AACACGUUCAAAACAUCAAUAUGUACACAUUUCCCUCAUGCUCAGAUCAAAGACUGACGAUUUAAUACCCCAAAAGCAAGUUUCUUCUUGCUCAUUGCAGAAAUGGAGAAUAACAUCGAAGUUCCGGAAGACAAGAUCGAGGAGAGCAGGGUAGAGAGAGGCCUGACUGUGGCGGAGAAGCAACUUCUCUGGGCCGCCUCUUCAGGAGACGUGGAGGCGGUCAGCGGCCUGCUGACGAACGGCGAGGGGAACAUUGACGUCAACUGCAGGGAUUUGCUGGGGAGAUCUGCCGUGGAACUGGCCGUCGAUGGAGGACGCAUUGAAGUAGCUGCAACGUUGCUGCAGUAUGGUGCCAAUCCGGGAGAGGCGCUGCUGUACGCCGUAGACAACGAAGACACGGCUACGGUUCGGCAGCUCCUGAAAUUUUCCACCACAGGGGACAUGCCUUCGCCUAUCGCCUUCCCGUCUGAAAUGACGCCGAUUGUUCUCGCCUGUCACAAGAACAGCCUUCCUCUCAUCAAGGUCCUGGUUGACCAGGGACAGUUUAUCCCCGAUCCUGCCGUCCUCGGCAGUGACCACAUCUCCAGCGACGCCAGUCUGAACCUGUACCGCGGCCUGGCCAGUCCCUACUACAUCCUCCUCACCAACGACGACCCUCUCCGUCGGGCCUUCGUACUCAGCACAACGCUAGACGAUCUAGCGGCGAAGGCACCCGAAGUGGAAGAAGACUACGCGGAGAUGGCCGAAGAAUGCCGAAGCUUAAGCGUCGGUCUACUCGACCAAGUUCGGAACCGAGACGAGGCGGCGGCCAUCUUGAACUGUGGAGACGAAGUUUCACCACUGAUACACGGUGACAACUGUCAGAUGCAGCUGUCAAGACUGGACAUGGCUGUGGAUCACGAGCAAAAAAAGUUCGUGACACACAGAUGGAGCCACCGGCUGAUGAAGGAGUGCUGGUACGGGCCGCAUCUCAACCCGACCGCCAGCCUGACUAAGUACCUCCGCGCCGGCACGCUGCUGCUGCUGACCCCGAUCCUGGCCCUGAUCUACCUCCUCGCACCCGAGAGCCGCGCCGGCCGCUUCAUCCGCACACCGGCCGUCCGGUUCGCCAUGUACCUGUCCUCCGUCCUGGUCUUCAUCCUCCUGGUCAUCAUGCGGGCAGAAAAAGUCGGCUACGACGGGCCAGACGGAGGUCAUCUGGCACCAGACGGGACAGUACCGGAGUGGAUCAUCUUUGUGUGGAUUCUCGCUCUGCUGUUGGAAGAGGGAAGGUUCAUGGUAAAGUUAGGUCCGCGAGCUUCCCUAAAUUCCAAUGGUGUGACGGCCUGGCUUAUCAUCAUCAUCUACCUGGCAGCUUUUAUUCUGAGGGUUGCAGCUUCUGUUGAGCAUGGUGGACCGAAGAGCAUCCUCCGUUUCCGAUGGGACGCUUACGACACGACUCUCAUCGCCGAAGCCCUGACGUCCAUCGGCUGCGUGCUGGUCAUCCUGCGGCUCCUGCCCCUCUUCAUCCUGGACCGCAUCCUCGGCCCGCUGGCCCUCUCCAUGAGCCGAAUGGUCAAGGACAUCAUCAAGUUUCUCGUCAUCUUCUUCGUCAUCGUCAUCGCGUUCUCCGCGGCGCUGAACGAACUGUACUACUUCUACGGUCAGCAGAUCGACUCGCUUUGUUCCACAGCGUCCGCAAACUUCACCUCGCCGCUAGUGAAUACCGACUGUGAUACCAGCAAUGCGUUUUACAGGUUCCAAGGCGCGUUUGAAGAGCUGUUUUGGUCACUCUUUGGUCUGGGGAGUAAAGACACCCUCGACCUGAGCAUUAACCCGAAGGCCAACAGUGGCAGCGACCUACAGGAGCACACCCUGACCAUGUACAUAGGUGAGGCUCUGUACGGGCUGUACAUGGUGGUAGCCGUGGUCGUUCUACUCAACAUGCUCAUCGCCAUGAUGAGUAACUCCUACCAACAAAUCGCGGACAACGAGACGACCGAGUGGCGCUUCGAAGUGACGAAGUUGAUGCUGCGAUACAUCCGUGACGACACGACUCUCCCCGUCCCCUUCAACCUCAUCCCGACUCCCAAGUUCAUCUACAACAACGUCAUCAAGAGGUUCUGCCAGAAGAACCGAUAUAAAUCCGACCAGCAUUGCAAGCUGCAAGCAAAGGCAGAAAACAACCGUCGGUACAAGGACGUCCUAUCCCGGCUGGUCAGACGUUACCUGCUGCUCCACGCACGUGAGAAGGGCGUCGAGCCGAUCUUUGCAGACGUCACCACUGACGAGCCCGUCGUCACCAUGACAACCGAAACGUCAAUUAAAGCGGAACCAGACGGCAUGCCUGUGGGUUCGCCGGAACCGUCCAAGCGUAAACAAGUGGGCGGGGCCGGGGAGGGCGUUUGGGCCAAGAUUUUGGUCGGGCCUCAACAGGAAGAAGCGGAAGGAGAGGAACACUCGUGUUAGAGGUCUUUGAUCGUCUUUUGUAUCUUCAGAGAAGUAAUGAUAAGAAAGUAGUUUUGUCAGAAAAAUAACUGAAAACUUUUAAGAAAAUCGUAUAAAAAGAGCUGUAACACCCGACAAAAGUAAUUAUGGCAGAGUUAUACUGCGGUGUGUAUAGUGCUUAAUAGAAAUCACGUAUUGCUAUCAGUACUAAUUAAGAUUGACAUGAUAUGAUUUGAAAUCUGGGAGACUUAUCAAGAUAAGAUAAAAUGUUAUGUUUAUUUGUAUAACUGUGAAGCACUGUGCAGACGUCGUAUCAUCACCCCAAGCAGUAUGUUUGUAUAUCGUAUACUGUCCAUGUACAUGUACCACAUGUAUG
This is a messenger RNA of Branchiostoma belcheri (Belcher's lancelet), 2803 nucleotides long. Its product is annotated as short transient receptor potential channel 4-like. Gene Ontology annotation, cellular component: cation channel complex; membrane. The record is from RefSeq and is a predicted model, not a curated record. Gene Ontology annotation, molecular function: protein binding; store-operated calcium channel activity; inositol 1,4,5 trisphosphate binding. NCBI's taxonomy places the organism in Eukaryota, Metazoa, Chordata, Leptocardii, Amphioxiformes, Branchiostomatidae. The transcript has 11 exons. Gene Ontology annotation, biological process: manganese ion transport; calcium ion transmembrane transport; regulation of cytosolic calcium ion concentration. Bases 103 to 2448 code for a protein of 781 amino acids.